This is a messenger RNA of Vitrella brassicaformis, 1656 nucleotides long. Lineage: Eukaryota; Vitrellaceae. The record is from the annotation of a GenBank genome assembly.
GGUUAAUGCAUGGAGGUUGUGCAGUCGCUGUACGUUGUGACGGGCGCGAAUGGCUUCAUCGGCUCCCACAUGGUGGACUAUCUUUUGGCGGAGGGCCACAGAGUGAGGGCCCUGACGCACAAGAACAGGGAGAGGCUGCAGCAUCUCAUCGACGCGCCACACGACUCAUUUGAGUGCUUGCAGGUGCGUGUGUGUCGAGAGAGAAAGAAAGAGAUGGACAGAUGUACUCAUUCAUCUGGUUCUACCGCAGGGUGAUCUGAGUGACUAUGCCUUUGUGCGUGAGGCAGUCGAGGGGGCAGAUGGCGUCUUUCACUUCGCAGCACUCAGCAGGGCGACCUCUCCGCUUCCUGAAUGCACAGAUGCGAACGUCGUCGGCACUCAGAAUGUCCUCAGAGCCCUUGCAGACGUCACCAGUGCAUCACCCGCAUCGGCAGACGGCAACAGUGCAUCACCCGCAUCGGCAGACGGCAAGAACGGCACCCUUCGACGCCCAAAAAUGGUGUUUGCGUCGUCUGCUCUCAUCUAUGGCAAUGCCGCAGCGCCGCAGAGCGAAGAUGCACCUCACGAUUUAAGGACGCCUUAUGCGUUGACCAAGUUUGUGGCUGAGAAGUACUGUGAGUACUUCAGCGAGCAUCAGGGCGUGCCGACGGUGCGGCUGCGGAUCUUCUUGGUGUAUGGCGAGAGGGAGAGCGGCACGCUGGUCGCCAUAUUCAGGCGACUCAAGAGAGAGGGGUAAGAAAGGGGAGAAGAGGAGGGAACGAACGCAUCUCAAACCAUCCGUUGGGGGUGUCUGUCUGUCUGUACUGCAGGAAGCCUGUGACGAUUUUUGGUGAUGGUUCGACAACUCGCGACUUCGUCCAUGUGUCCGAUGUGUGUGAGGCCGCCUAUCGCAGCAUGAUGCUCAUGUGCGAAGGGUCGCUGCCAUCCAGUUCCUCCCUCGCUCUCAACGUGGGCACAGGAGUCGAGACGAGUAUCAAGCAGGUGGCCGACAUCAUCUCGCCCGACGCACAGACACAUCAGCCUCCGCGACCCAACGACUGUGAGAGGAUGUGUGCUGACGUAAGCAGGAUGGAGAGGGUGCUCAAGUGGAGGCCGCAGACAGACUUUGUGGCGUGGCUGAGGGAGACUGUCAUGAGAGACCAGGAGAAAGAGGCAGGGGAUCAGACGUGAUUCCUGAGGGCUUAUGGAUGUCGGGGUUAAUUGUAUAAGUGUCGCUUGUCUCGGUGCGUGUGGCGUGACACUGUUGGUUCGGCCGGCCGUGCAAAUGCAAAUGCAGCAGCGUAGCCAACAGAAGAAGAAGAACCAUGCGAACCAAGAAAAUGUCCUUCCGUCAGUCCAUUCAUCCAUCAACAGCGAUGUACACGUUUGUUUGACAAGAGUCAGUCGCACUGUUAACGCAUACAUAAAUUACUCACACGUGUGUUUAGGGAAUGUGUAGUAUAUAUGUGUAGCCAUCCCAUCGACAGACAGACACGAAUGAAUGCACAUCAUGUCAUGUCAUGUAAUGUCGUGUGUGUGUGUACCUGUACGCACCGAUCGAUCAAUCAACUAUAGACAAAUACACCUACGCAUCGCUCACUGCUCUCACACAUAAUAUAUAGACGCUAUGUACAAGAUGCCCAACACCCCCCCCCCCCCCCCCCCCCCCCCCCCCCC